Aspergillus bombycis is the source of this 1623-nucleotide messenger RNA. RefSeq names its product white collar. NCBI's taxonomy places the organism in Eukaryota, Fungi, Ascomycota, Eurotiomycetes, Eurotiales, Aspergillaceae. Bases 1 to 1623 code for a protein of 540 amino acids. Gene Ontology annotation, cellular component: nucleus. The transcript is spliced from 5 exons. The record is from RefSeq and is a predicted model, not a curated record.
AUGAUUAUCCCCCGUCAAACUUAUCACUUCCUUUCCACGACCCCCAAGUGGCGCGCGCAACCUCGACAGCGUACCGGCCCUCAGCCACGGGCUUCCAUCAAAACCCUCCGCAGAAAUUACAUGAUCCAUGAACUGCCACUCCUGCAAGAGCCAAACCCUUGGGAUGGGUCUGACCAGUUCUAUCCUGUCCAAGAAGCAGGCUGCUCUUAUGACCUGAUCGUCCCUUUUAGCGACUCCUGGGAGGCGCCCCUGCACAGCUUGGAGCGUCUCGCAGAUAUCAUGUUCUCUCCAGAGCACAUGCUAUCUAUACUCAACAACCCACGAUAUCUCGCGCGCUUUCGCGAGUUCCUCCUUGAAGAGCGCCCUCGGUCGCUUGAGCUACUGACAUACUAUUUGAACACACGUAAGGCGCUAAAGGCAAUUGAGUACGCCAACGCUCUGGUCAGAUGUGCCGUCGACUUGCCUCCGCCGACGAUUGCGGUCACGGAACAGGUCGGGGAAAGCUUUAAUCCCGCCCUUCAGCGCCGUGUCCACGAAGCGCUUCAAGCACUUACAGACGAGGAACUUCCAGCUUUUAUCACCUCGCGCUGUAUUGGAAUCACGAGCAGGGUGGUUGAGGAGCGCGUGCGAGGAACCCUCCCGCGUAAAUUCCAGGGGACAUCCGAUGCACUGGCUGAGGUGUUCUGCUUGACCGAUCCGUCAAGACGGGAUAAUCCGAUCAUAUUUGCAUCAGAAGAGUUCCAUCGCACGACGCAGUACGGCAUGGAUUAUGUUCUCGGUCGCAAUUGUCGGUUUCUUCAAGGCCCCAAGACAAACCCAAACAGCGUGAGGAGAAUCAGAGAGGCUAUAGAAGCAGGAAGGCACCACUCAGAACUCUUCCUCAACUAUCGCCGCGACGGUUCUCCUUUUAUGAAUCUCCUUCAAUGCGCCCCCCUUUGUGACAGUCAAGGAACAGUCCGGUACUUUAUUGGCGCCCAGAUCGAUGUGUCCGGCCUAGCUAUGGAAGGUGCGCAGAUGGAUUCGCUGUGCGCUUUGCUAGACAGGCAGCGAAACAUGGAGGCAGGCGCUAAUGUCGAAGAAGAUGCAGCAAUAAAGGAGGAGGUUCAUUCAGACGAGCUCUGCGAACUUAGUGAGUUGUUUAGUCCACGAGAGCUGAAUGUGGUGCACGAGGUGGGAGGGAAUCUUUUUAAGCCUAUCCCUGCAGUAUUCGAUCGGAAUUGGAAAGGCCAUAGUCGCACUUGGUCAACGGCGGAUACAGUGGAGAUGGAGGCCAUACGCGAGAGAGACAUAAAAACUGCGUUGUUUCGCGGUUCGUUAACCGGCGUUUACGAAAAUUACCUCCUUGUUCGGCCCUAUCCGUCUCUCCGGAUCCUGUUUACCUCGCCAGCUCUUCAGAUUCCCGGCAUUCUUCAGUCCUCUUUCUUGUCACGUGUUGGCGGCAGCGCCUCAACACGGGAAGAACUGCUGGACGCAUUUAUGGCUGGACGCAGUGUCACUGCGCGUAUCAAAUGGGUAACAAGAUUCAAUCCCCAGGGAAGAGAUCGAUGGGUUCAUUGUACGCCGUUGCUAGCAAGUAAUGGCGAGGUUGGUGUUUGGAUGGUGGUGGUUGUGGACGAUAACUGA